ACAAGAUGGAGGCACGGUGGCUUCAACCCCUAUGUGUUAUCUAGUGUAUUUAUAUAACUCGUUGAACAAAACCACGCGGACGACUUUGUCUCUCUCUCUCUUUUUUAAUGAGGUUUCCCCUAAUCAUUCGUCAGAAGUUGGAUCAAAACAUUUUUUUUUCCCGUAAUUGGGAUUUCAGUCACUCGUCUAUUUUUUCAAGUUGUGGAAACUCACUUUGUUGCGGUCAGUUCGUGAACUUGGAUCGCGUCUUGCCGCUUUACACUCGGUUCGGGGUUUCGGCAGAGAACCAGGAUGUCGGCGGUGAAAGCGCUACAACAGUGGUGUAAGCUCCAGGUUCAGGGUUACAGAGAUGUCACUAUCACCAACAUGACCACUUCUUUCAGGGACGGGAUGGCUUUCUGCGCCCUCAUUCACCGAAACAGACCCGACCUCAUUGACUUUGAUUCCCUGAUGAAGGAGAAUGUCUAUGACAACAACCACCUGGCGUUCCGGGUAGCGGAGGAUGAGUUGGGGAUCCCAGCUCUGUUAGAUGCUGAGGACAUGGUGGCCCUGAAGAUACCAGACAGACUCAGUAUUCUGACAUAUGUCUCACAAUACUACAACUACUUCCAUGGCAAAUCACCUAUUGGCGGCAUGGCGGGGAUAAAGCGUCCGGCGGAGGCAUACACAGAAGAGGGGCCUUCUGGGAAAAAGAACCAAGCAGUUGUCUCCAAGGUCUUCCCCGCCUCUACCCCCUCUAAAUCCGCUACUGAGAACCGCCCUCCCCCCUCCUCCUCACCUAAAGCCUCAACCAGACCAGACAGGGCAGCACAGAAGGAUGUGUUGUCGGAGCGAUCCAAUAAGACGGGGACUCUGAGCAGUAAGUGUUCCGUGUGUAAUAAACACGUUCAUCUGGUCCAGAGACACCUAGUGGAUGGGAGGCUGUAUCACAGGAGCUGUGCCAGGUGUAGUCAGUGUUCCACCACUCUACUGUCUGGUACCUGUAAACCUGGACCAACACCAGGCUCCUUCAUCUGUACCUCCCAUCACCAUCCCCAGGGGGCGCUGCCAACACACACCCCUCUCCGAGACCUGCCCAAAAACAACCCUACUACCCCUGCUGAAUCCAAAUACACCUCUCACCCUCCUCCCACUGUCCAGACCACUCCUCUCUCAUACCUGCCCAAAAACAACCCUACUACCCCUUCUUCCUCCAAAUACACCCCUCACCCUCCUCCCACUGUCCAGACCACCCCUCUCUCAGACCUCUCCAGGAAUAACCCCGGAGCCAAAUACACUGACCCCCCGAAAUCCACCCCAGCUCCGACACCCACCAGUACCCCCUCCAAAUUCGUCCCUAGCUGGCUGAGCUCCAAAUCAGACGGAUCCAAAAGCACCACCCCCUCUGCCUCCUCCUCGCGGCCCAGCCCGGGGCUCUCCUCCCUGGGCAUAGUGAGCCCUGCAGCCCCUGGACCCACCGCUGUCCCACGGAACCUCAACACGACUUCAACUACCCAGCAUGCCCGGCUCCAGUUCUUCCAAUCUGGGAACACCACCACUGGGCAGGAGAACCAGGGCAAGACCCAGACUCCGGGACAGGCACCGAGUCUACCCACAAAUAGAGUCCUGAACGCUGGCACACAGGGGACAGUAGUGGGGGUUGGCCAGGGUGUGAGUGUGGUAGUGAGUUUGGGUGGCAGUGGGGUAGGGGGUAAGGGAGAGUGUUCAGGAGGGGAUAAGGGUGUGAAUAUGGUGCUAGGUGGGGACAGGGACGUGGUUCAGGGUAGAGGUAGAGUUGUCUUCAAGGUGGAUGGUGAUGUGAAAGCCUCUCCAUCUAAAGAAGACUGCAGUACCAAGACCCAGGCUGCUGCUGUCAUCACUAAGAAACUAACAGAGAACAACACCACAACAACAACAGCUGGUGCUGUCAUCACUAAGAAACUAACAGAGAACAACACCACAACAACAACAGCUGGUGCUGUCAUCACUAAGAAACUAACAGACAACACCACAACAGCUGGUGCUUCAAGUCCUCCGUGGCAUCCUGUAGGACUGAAGAAGACCGAGAACAGAUCUCCCUCUCUCAGAUCUGCCCCUGCUGAAACGCCUAAGAAAGAGACGGAGACUCCUAAAAGGAGACUGGGGGCAGAGUCUGGUCACCUGGGUGUGAGGUCCCAGCCACUGUGGAAGGGUCACCUGGGUGUGAGGUCCCAGCCGCUGUGGAAGGGUCACCUGGGUGUGAGGUCCCAGCCGCUGUGGAAGGGUCACCUGGGUGUGAGGUCCCAGCCGCUGUGGAAGGGUCACCUGGGUGUGAGGUCCCAGCCGCUGUGGAAGGGUCACCUGGGUGUGAGGUCCCAGCCGCUGUGGAAGGGGCACCUGGGUGUGAGGUCCCAGCCGCUGUGGAAGGGUCACCUGGGUGUGAGGUCCCAGCCGCUGUGGAAGGGUCACCUGGGUGUGAGGUCCCAGCCGCUGUGGAAGGGUCACCUGGGUGUGAGGUCCCAGCCGCUGUGGAAGGGUCACCUGGGUGUGAGGUCCCAGCCGCUGUGGAAGGGUCACCUGGGUGUGAGGUCCCAGCCGCUGUGGAAGGGUCACCUGGGUGUGAGGUCCCAGCCGCUGUGGAAGGGUCACCUGGGUGUGAGGUCCCAGCCGCUGUGGAAGGGUCACCUGGGUGUGAGGUCCCAGCCGCUGUGGAAGGGUCACCUGGGUGUGAGGUCCCAGCCGCUGUGGAAGGGUCACCUGGGUGUGAGGUCCCAGCCGCUGUGGAAGGGUCACCUGGGUGUGAGGUCCCAGCCGCUGUGGAAGGGUCACCUGGGUGUGAGGUCCCAGCCGCUGAGGAAGGGUCACCUGGGUGUGAGGUCCCAGUCCGCUGAGGAAGGGUCACCUGGGUGCGGUUUGUACAUGCCGCUCCUCAUCCGUUCGUUCGCUCUGCAGGAGGUUUGCACAUGCCGCUCCGAGCCGCUCCGUUUUGAUGUUCCACCGGAGAUCGAAGACCCUCCCCUCCCUCCUCGUCAGACCUGCGUCCUACUGAUCCUCAGACUCUCGUACGAAAGGAAACGCCCAGGCUUCAGUCCCUGCUGGGUCUACUCAGGCCCCCUCCAGCCCCCAGAAGCCUCCUCACCCAGCCCGCUGAACACCGGCCCUGGGACAUGGGGCGUCCUGACAGGGAAGAGCUCAACAACAGCUAACGGCUCCAACACAGACACCAAGACACCUAAACCAAGUAAACCGGACUACAUCCCGAAGGAAGAGAUCCUCAGAGAGCUUCAGGAGAUAGAGGACAGUGUUAAUGAGUUGGAGAGGAAAGGAGUGGACCUGGAGAAACAACUACGCUCCUGUGAAGAGGAGGGAGAAGAGGACGUGGUGAUGGAUGACCUGAUGGUGGAAUGGUUCAACCUCAUCAGAAACAAGCAGGUGUCCAUGAGGAGAGAGUCUGAACUGGUCUACAUAGCCAAGACACAGGACUUGGAGGAACAGCAGCCCAGUGUAGAGCAGGAGCUGAGGAGACUCAUGGACAAACCUGAGCGGCUGAAGACGUUGUGGGACCGUCGUAGAGAAGAGGAGUUGAUGGUCAAACUGGUGGAGAUCGUCAAUGACAGAAACGCCAUCAUAGACGGACUGGACGAUGACAGACUCAGGGAGGAUGAGGAAGAUGAGCAGCUCAAUAAGAUGAUGAAGACCCUAGACACAAAGAAAGAAAAGAAGAAGAAGUCUAGCUUUAAGUUGUUUGGUAGGAACAAGAAGGAGGGAUGAUCCCACAGGGAGGAACUCUGGGACACACUGUUACCCUGCUUGAGUAUAACGCUACACCACACUGUGUCUGUCUGUAAUGUGUCUAUAAUACCCUCCUGACAUGAACCAGAGACCUGAAACCCAGGAUAACACUACACCACACUGUGUCUGUCUGUAUAAUACCCUCCUGACAUGAACCAGAGACCUGAAACCCAGUAUAACACUACACCACACGGUGUCUGUCUGUAAUGUGUCUAUAAUACCCUCCUGACAUGAACCAGAGACCUGAAA
Molecule: messenger RNA, 3999 nt
Organism: Oncorhynchus tshawytscha (Chinook salmon)
Lineage: Eukaryota; Metazoa; Chordata; Actinopteri; Salmoniformes; Salmonidae
Product: MICAL-like protein 2
Exons: 18
Coding region: 292-3729 (1145 amino acids)
Molecular function (GO): protein binding
Source: RefSeq, a predicted model, not a curated record